ACAACGAUCUUUUCUCUUUAGACGUCUCUUCUGCUCUUCAGCACCAGAAAAAAAACCCAAACCCGCUUCAACACAAGCACUCCACUCUUUCUCUUCUACACCAUGAAAUCUUUUACCUUCGUAGCCGCUCUCAUCUCCGUCCUUCCCGCCGUCUUGGGAUUGACCAUCAACACACCGAGCAACGUUGUUGUGUGUGAACCCCAACAAUUCACCUGGUCGGGCGGUGCUGCACCUUACUACCUAUCUCUUGUUCCCGGUGGACAGUCCAUGGCCUCGCCUAUCAAGCAAUUCCCCACUCAGUCCGGUACCGCGUACACGUGGAAUGUUGAUUUGCAAGCUGGCACCACCUUCAACAUCGCCCUCAAGGAUAGCACUGGCGCUACUGCGUACUCUGACAUUGUGACUAUUCAGUCCGGUGGCAGCACAAGCUGUGUGAACACCUCGGUUCAGGAGGGAUCCGCUACCGCUGGAAGUGCUCCCCCCGCUACUGGUGGAAGCUCGCCUGCCACCGGUGGAUCGCGCCUUCCGCCACCACGGGUGGUUCUACUCCCUCUGGUAGCGCCUCGCCAUCUUCUGGCUCCAGCGCCUCCGGCUCUGCUGCGCCCAGCUCUUCGAGCCCAAGCAGCAACGGUGGUGCCCGUCUCACCGUGUCCUCUGCUUUCGGCGUUGCUGGAAUCAUGGGUCUUGUCGGAGCAGUUCUUUUCUAAUUUCCUGAUAUAUCAGGCUUUAUGAUCCGACGGACACGAGUUUACUAUACUAUGGGACCUCAUUUAUGUUCACUCUGAAUGCUACCUGUCAUUGCUUCGCCCUUAUACCAGAUCAUCAUUUAGUGACCUUACCUGUUACGGCUCGCAGUCUAAGCUCGAUUUGUUAUUUUACGAUAUAUGUGAGACGACGUACUGGUCGCAAGCGAGUAAUCUGACCAGAAUUUCUGUGAUGAUAU
Molecule: messenger RNA, 943 nt
Organism: Serpula lacrymans var. lacrymans S7.9
Lineage: Eukaryota; Fungi; Basidiomycota; Agaricomycetes; Boletales; Serpulaceae
Exons: 7
Coding region: 103-732 (209 amino acids)
Source: RefSeq, a predicted model, not a curated record